AUGGCAUGCGAUUCGCGAUUAUUGGAUGCUGAUGGCAGGAAAAGAGCAUUGGAAACGAUAGCGAAUAAUGUUGAAGAAGCAUUACAUGUCAAACAUCAAGUGAUGUCUGGCAAUCGUUUCAAACUGCUCAAUUUGAUCAUUUGCACUCGAUCAUCGGGCGCUGCCGUCACGUUUCUCUAUAUUUCUGUAAAAAUUUUGUAUACGGUGAACAUCAUUGGGCAGAUCUUUUUGCUCAACACAUUCCUAGGCAAUCGGAGUCGAUGGUACGGAUUGCAGGUACUAAACGAUCUGAUGAAUGGACGCGAGUGGGAAGAGUCGGGUCACUUCCCCCGUGUUACGCUUUGUGAUUUUGAAGUUAAAGUGUUGGGCAAUGUGCACCGUCACACCGUGCAAUGUGUCUUGAUGAUCAAUAUGUUCAACGAGAAAAUCUUUCUUUUCCUUUGGUUUUGGUAUUUUCUCCUCGCUGGGGCAACGAUUUGUUCCCUAUUUUAUUGGAUCUAUAUCUCCGUCGUCCCGAGUCGACAACUCAAUUUUGUCGGCAAAUAUCUGACGGGCAUCGAGGGCUACAAAAUGGUCGACUCGCAGUCACUUCGACGUUUCGUCUUUCACUUUUUACGCCAAGAUGGAGUUUUUCUACUGAGAAUGGUUGCCACCCAUGCUGGUGAGUUGCCAUGUUACGAUUUGGCGAAGAAACUCUGGGAGAAUUACUGUGAUAACAAAGAGGGAAAGAUGCAUGAUGUA
Mesorhabditis belari is the source of this 741-nucleotide messenger RNA. The record is from the annotation of a GenBank genome assembly. NCBI's taxonomy places the organism in Eukaryota, Metazoa, Nematoda, Chromadorea, Rhabditida, Rhabditidae.